CUCCUCCCAGAUCGUUCGCAGUUCGACGUUUGCCAAAGUCACCGGAUAUCCUUACCGCGCUUUUUUUGAGUAGAGCAGGUGCCGGUGAGCAUAUUCAACACGAUCUUCCGCGAAGUAGCGGUCAACAUGUUGGGUCUCAGCGCAUCCAGUGAGAGCGUUUGGCUGCGCGUGACGGUUCUUUCGCUUGUUGCCGUCUUGGCUUUUGCGUCGCGUUUGUUUUCGGUGCUGCGUUUCGAAAGCGUUAUUCACGAAUUUGAUCCAUGGUUUAACUAUCGCACAACUGUCGAAUUGGUCGAGAAUGGAUUUUAUGAUUUCGUUAACUGGUUUGACGAGCUCUCCUGGUAUCCAUUGGGACGUGUUGUCGGCGGCACCGUAUACCCUGGGAUCAUGGUCACAGCGGGGAUCAUACAUAAAGUGUUGACAGCGUUAAACUUCCCCAUCCACAUUCGCGAAGUUUGCGUCUUCCUGGCUCCUCUCUUUUCGGCCUUCACGGCGGUUGCAGCAUACCUGUUGACAAGCGAAAUGAAGGAUUCAGCUGCAGGGCUUCUGGCAGCGGCGUUCAUUGGAAUUGCCCCAGGUUACAUUUCACGCUCAGUUGCCGGCUCGUAUGACAAUGAGGGUAUUGCCAUUUUCCUUCUUGUCUUCACCUUUUAUCUUUGGAUUAAAGCCGUCAAGCUCGGGUCCGCCUUCUACGGAGCCAUGACCGCGCUUUUUUACUUUUGGAUGGUGUCAGCGUGGGGAGGCUACGUCUUCAUCACGAACUUGAUUCCGCUCCAUGUAUUUGCCCUCAUCCUGAUGGGUCGCUUCUCCCCGCGGCUCUAUGUAUCAUAUUCGACUUUCUACAUCAUCGGAACUAUAUCGUCGAUGAUAAUCCCCUUUGUCGGGUUUCAACCGACCAGAACCAGCGAGCACAUGGCGGCACUUGGUAUAUUUGGUUUACUCCAGAUCAUGGCCUUUGUCGAAUUUAUUCGGGGCCACUUGUCGGCAAAUCAGUUCCAAUUGCUCUUUUAUGGCCUGAUUUCUGGUUUCUUCCUUCUCGGAUUGGCGGCGCUAGUGGCGUUGACAGUAGGAGGUUACAUCGCACCAUGGACUGGCCGGUUUUACUCGCUGUGGGACACUGGAUAUGCGAAGAAGUAUAUACCCAUUAUUGCGUCUGUGUCCGAACACCAGCCCACCGCAUGGACAUCAUUCUUCUUUGAUCUCCAGUUGCUCAUAGUUUUAUUCCCAGCCGGUCUUUAUUUCUGCUUCCAGGAAUUGAGGGAUGAGCACGUGUUUGUUAUUUUGUAUGCGGGCACUGCUGCGUAUUUCGCUGGCGUCAUGGUUCGUCUUAUGCUGACUCUGACGCCGAUCGUUUGUGUCGCUGCAGCUAUUGCUGUUUCGACAGCACUGGAAAUCUUCCUCAAAAAAUCCAAACCUCCAAAGGCUAGCAGUCCCAGUACAAAGGCAGCCGACGACAAGAAGAGCAAAGAGACAAAGACACCUAAACUCGCUGAAAAGAAAAAGAAAGAUGAUAAGACCAGCCGGGGACUGUGGAGUUUGGAGGCAAAAGUGGCAGGCGUUCUUCCGCUGGUCAUUAUUCUGGCGCAAUUUGCGUUCCAUUGCACCUGGGUAACGUCAAAUGCGUACUCUUCACCGUCUAUUGUACUGGCCUCCAGAAAGCACGAUGGAUCUCAGCACAUCAUUGAUGACUUCAGGGAAGCCUACUACUGGCUUCGACAAAACACCCACGAAAAGGCAAAGAUUAUGUCUUGGUGGGAUUAUGGGUACCAGAUUACUGGUAUGUCGAACCGUACAGUUUUGGUGGACAACAAUACAUGGAACAAUACGCACAUUGCCACGGUUGGGAAAGCCAUGUCUUGUUCCGAGGACGUCUCCUACGAGGUCAUGCGUAAGCUGGACGUUGACUACAUUUUGGUUAUUUUUGGGGGAGCCAUUGGAUAUUCUGGAGACGAUAUCAAUAAGUUCUUGUGGAUGGUUCGAAUUGGCGAAGGUGUCUACCCGAAUGAGGUGAACGAGCGAGCUUUCUUCACCGAAAGAGGCGAGUACCGGGUAGACGAUCUCGCUACCCCGACCAUGAAGAAUAGCCUGAUGUACAAAUUGUCCUACUAUCGGUUCCAUGAACUUUUCGGAGGUGGUCCCGCGCACGAUAGUGUGCGUGGCGCGACCAUACCAAACAAGCCUAUUAAGCUGAGCACUGUGGAUGAAGUCUACACUACUGAGAAUUGGAUUGUUCGCAUCUACGAAGUUAAAACGCCAGAUAACAUUGGCAGAACAAUGUCUGCUGCUUCCACAUUUGGCAAGAAGCGACGUCGACGAGUUCGCCGAAAGGUAUCGCGCAGCACCAGCCGCCGACGUCGGCAGGAUUAGGUAUUAGUGUAUAGCUACACAAUGACUUUCUGUAUAUCAGUUGGGAUGCACAUAUGAAAUCGAAAAUUCGGCAACUUUAUCCCCGAACCAGAAAUGUCCGCGUGCCCGUACGUGUUUAAUUUGCGCAAUGCAGUGUGAGCUGUUUCUACCUGAAGUCCUACAUAUGGCCAUCCAGCGGAAUAAACACCAAACGUCUAUGUCCAGAGUAAUAUAAAGAUAUACAAUUUGCUGAGGCG
This is a messenger RNA of Spizellomyces punctatus DAOM BR117, 2603 nucleotides long. Its product is annotated as dolichyl-diphosphooligosaccharide--protein glycosyltransferase subunit STT3. Gene Ontology annotation, biological process: post-translational protein modification. The record is from RefSeq and is a predicted model, not a curated record. Gene Ontology annotation, molecular function: dolichyl-diphosphooligosaccharide-protein glycotransferase activity. Gene Ontology annotation, cellular component: membrane. The transcript is spliced from 9 exons. Lineage: Eukaryota; Fungi; Chytridiomycota; Chytridiomycetes; Spizellomycetales; Spizellomycetaceae. The coding region runs from base 127 to 2367 and encodes 746 amino acids.